This is a messenger RNA of Penicillium cataractarum, 201 nucleotides long. RefSeq lists its product as uncharacterized. The record is from RefSeq and is a predicted model, not a curated record. The transcript is spliced from 2 exons. Bases 1 to 201 code for a protein of 66 amino acids. Lineage: Eukaryota; Fungi; Ascomycota; Eurotiomycetes; Eurotiales; Aspergillaceae.
AUGGCGACCGAGCGUGAGUUGCAAGUUGCCUGUCUGUGGGGUCUCCAUGACCGUGGGGUGCUGGUCGUCAAAGGCUCCUUUGACGAUUCAAUUGAAGCCGCCGUGGUAGCCUGCAUCAAAGCCUAUGUAGAGAAGCACAUGCACCAUAACCUACUUGAUGUCAGUUUCUCUCCUGAUACCAACAUCUCCCCAGGCCAUUGA